Messenger RNA from Puma concolor (puma), 2036 nucleotides. RefSeq names its product iron-sulfur cluster assembly 1 (gene ISCA1). Lineage: Eukaryota; Metazoa; Chordata; Mammalia; Carnivora; Felidae. Gene Ontology annotation, biological process: iron-sulfur cluster assembly. The record is from RefSeq and is a predicted model, not a curated record. Gene Ontology annotation, molecular function: 2 iron, 2 sulfur cluster binding. Gene Ontology annotation, cellular component: mitochondrion; cytoplasm.
CCGUGCGCCGGAGCUUGUGGCGUCAAUGCGGCGGCUGUGUCCAUGGAGAGAGGCUGAGGUGGCCGAGUUCCGGCCCAAGGCACCGGGGCGCCGGGACGGCGAGGAUGUCGGCUUCGUUAGUCCGGGCCACUGUCCGGGCUGUGAGCAAGAGGAAGCUGCAGCCCACUCGGGCCGCCCUCACCCUGACACCUUCAGCAGUAAACAAGAUAAAACAGCUUCUUAAAGAUAAGCCUGAACACGUAGGUCUGAAAGUUGGUGUCCGAACCAGGGGUUGUAAUGGCCUUUCUUAUACUCUAGAAUAUACAAAGACAAAAGGAGAUUCUGAUGAAGAAGUUGUUCAAGACGGAGUCAGAGUGUUCAUCGAGAAGAAAGCACAACUGACACUUUUAGGAACAGAAAUGGACUAUGUUGAAGAUAAGUUAUCCAGUGAGUUUGUUUUCAAUAACCCAAACAUCAAAGGAACGUGUGGCUGUGGAGAAAGCUUUAAUAUUUGACUGCUCUGGCUGUGAGCUCUGGGAACACUCAUGGAAGUCCUAGGGCUUACUGAAGAAAUGAUGUGACUGUCGCGUGCUGAAAGGUUAUAAUGUAUGACUGCCUUAUGAGGAAAAUAAAAUGAUGCAUUUUGAAAGUGAAGCCAGUGUAUUAGAUUCCUAAAGAAGUGAUAUUUGUAUUAUUUUUAAAGGGCAGAAAAUGAGAAGCCAUUACUCUCUUUGAGUCAUUUUCCUGAUCUGUAAAGAAAAAAAAUCCUAUCCUGCACCUCCUUGUCUUCAUCGUUUUUAUUAGAACCAGUUUCAUGAAAGCCGCCUUCCUGGGAGGAUUUCAGGAAACGUACUUGAUACACGUGCACUGCAUAGAUCUCCACUGAGUGGUGCGAAUGUGCAUUUACCAACCAGAUUGAUGGCUCUUAAAGUUCAGAGGCGGAAGAUCCUGACUGCUGGCGGGACGCGGGAGUGCACUGUUUUUUCUACCCAAACUUGGUACAGCGUUUCUACAUUUUUGUCCCAAAUUUCAUUGUCAGAUGCCUCAUUUGCUUUACCCCUUAGCAGCAGCUGGCAGACGAAAGUAUCGAGCAAAGGUUUCCUUGCACUGCAGUGCAGAGAGGUUCCGAGCAAUGUCAUCUAAAGGUAAGAAUUACUUAACCCACCAUUUUUAAUCCAUUUCUUUUGCCACCCUCGGUGUCCCCUCCACGGUGGAGUCUCAAGCUGGCUUAGAUCCUUUUGGUUGAAAGGUGUCUAAAAAGCCAUCCAGUCCACUCCUCAAUUCUGUACCUGGGGUGCAACCCCCAGGGAAGCUGAAGGACUUCUGUCCACCCUCACACCGUAGGCUCUGUAGCAGCGGAGCUGGGACCACUCUCGUGUCCCCUUCUGUGUAGGGGACACGCCGGCUCCACAGUCUGAGGCAGGCAGCAACGGUCGGGGUAUGGACUGGCUUCUCUAUCUGGUUGGCAUUCUGAUAAGAUUUUCUUGUAAUCUGACAAAGAUCGUUAUUUAGUUUAUUUUAUUUUGAGUGAGAAGAAUCUUAUUUUAAAACCCACUCAUGUGAAUUACCGUCUUGUUUCUUUAGAACUAUGAGACAUGUUUUCUACAGUAGAGAGGACACUGUAGCACCCCAGAAAUACCCUUCUCGAAUGUUGAGGGUCUUCAUGAGGGCUGAACAUGAGGGUCUUUUCUUCAAAUUCCCAGUAUGUGUACGUUUUCUGAAUCUCAAGUUCAGUGAAAUUCUUAACCUAACAUUGUCACUACCACCUUUUCUUUGACAGUGUUCCUUUUGUCAUUUAGUGAUUUUCCUGGGUUUGACAUACUGUUCUACAACACAUAUGCUUUUUUUGAAAGCCGGUUCUCAUGAGGUAGCUGUCACACUUCUGUCCGUCCUGUUUACUGAAGUACCCGGCACGGAAUGCACCAAAACCUAGCGCGGUGGCUCUGUAGGUGCUUGCGAGUUCAUAUUGUUAAUACACUUGUCGGUCCACCUGUCAUUUGUGCAAUACUGUACGUGUGUAGAGAAUGAAUUGUCAAUAAAAAAGAACGUGGUCUCUG